AUGUCACUAGGACUCUCUGGUGCCUCCACGUCACUAGGACUCUCUGGUGCCUCCACGUCACUAGGACUCUCUGGUGCCUCCACGUCACUAGGACUCUCUGGUGCCUCCACGUCUCUAGGACUCUCUGGUGCCUCCACGUCACUAGGACUCUCUGGUGCCUCCACGUCACUAGGACUCUCUGGUGCCUCCACGUCACUAGGACUCUCUGGUGCCUCCACGUCACUAGGACUCUCUGGUGCCUCCACGUCACCAGGACUCUCUGGUGCCUCCACGUCACUAGGACUCUCUGGUGCCUCCACGUCACUAGGACUCUCUGGUGCCUCCACGUCACUAGGACUCUCUGGUGCCUCCACGUCACUAGGACUCUCUGGUGCCUCCACGUCACUAGGACUCUCUGGUGCCUCCACGUCACUAGGACUCUCUGGUGCCUCCACGUCUCUAGGACUCUCUGGUGCCUCCACGUCACUAGGACUCUCUGGUGCCUCCACGUCUCUAGGACUCUCUGGUGCCUCCACGUCACUAGGACUCUCUGGUGCCUCCAUGUCUCUAGGACUCUCUGGUGCCUCCACGUCUCUAGGACUCUCUGGUGCCUCCACGUCUCUAGGACUCUCUGGUGCCUCCACGUCUCUAGGACUCUCUGGUGCCUCCACGUCUCUAGGACUCUCUGGUGCCUCCACGUCUCUAGGACUCUCUGGUGCCUCCACGUCUCUAGGACUCUCUGGUGCCUCCACGUCACUAGGACUCUCUGGUGCCUCCACGUCUCUAGGACUCUCUGGUGCCUCCACGUCACUAGGACUCUCUGGUGCCUCCACGUCACUAGGACUCUCUGGUGCCUCCACGUCACUAGGACUCUCUGGUGCCUCCACGUCUCUAGGACUCUCUGGUGCCUCCACGUCACUAGGACUCUCUGGUGCCUCCAUGUCACUAGGACUCUCUGGUGCCUCCACGUCUCUAGGACUCUCUGGUGCCUCCACGUCACUAGGACUCUCUGGUGCCUCCACGUCACUAGGACUCUCUGGUGCCUCAACGUUUCUAUGACUCUCUGGUGCCUCCACGUCUCUAGGACUCUCUGGUGCUUUGACGUCUCUAGCACUCGUCAUCAAAGAUGAUUUCGAACACAACAAGGGGAAGGCAUCGCUAUGGCAGCCCAGACAAAAGCUUAGAGCGGGUAGGACAAAAGGAGCUCUCACUCUGAAAUGAUUUGUUAAGGAAGGCUCUUUCUUUGAUGGUCUGAUGGGAGAAGAGAGGAACGGGUGGAUAAAUGGCAGUGUUCUCAACGUCACA
This is a messenger RNA of Salmo salar (Atlantic salmon), 1284 nucleotides long. Lineage: Eukaryota; Metazoa; Chordata; Actinopteri; Salmoniformes; Salmonidae. The record is from RefSeq and is a predicted model, not a curated record.